Molecule: messenger RNA, 3292 nt
Organism: Trifolium pratense (red clover)
Lineage: Eukaryota; Viridiplantae; Streptophyta; Magnoliopsida; Fabales; Fabaceae
Product: calmodulin-binding transcription activator 5-like
Exons: 14
Coding region: 209-2935 (908 amino acids)
Biological process (GO): regulation of transcription by RNA polymerase II
Cellular component (GO): nucleus
Molecular function (GO): protein binding; double-stranded DNA binding; transcription coregulator activity
Source: RefSeq, a predicted model, not a curated record
AACAAAGUUUAAUAAUAGAAAUUAGAAACUGAGAAAAAAUAAAAAUUAGAAAAUGGAGAAAGAAAAGUAACAACAGAAGACAAAGAACAGAGUGUCAUUAAUGUUCAGCUCUGUCAUACAGACCCAUCUCAAAAAUCAGGUUAUGAAGUUGUUGCUGUGUUGUUUGUGGUGAGAAAAGAACAAUUUUUCAUAGGUUUUUUGUUCUGUGAUGAUGGCACAAAACUUAAUGGGACAACUUGUUGGUUCUGAGAUACAUGGGUUUCAUACUUUGAGAGACUUGGAUGUUGGUGAAACCUUGGAGGAAGCAAAAAGCAGAUGGCUUCGUCCGAACGAGAUUCAAGCCAUACUCAGCAAUCACAAAUAUUUUACUAUCCAUGUCAAGCCAUUGCAUUUGCCGAAAAGUGGUACUGUUGUACUAUUUGACCGCAAGAUGCUUAGGAACUUUCGAAAAGAUGGCCACAACUGGAAAAAGAAAAAUGAUGGGAAAACUGUUAAAGAAGCUCAUGAGCAUUUAAAAGUUGGUAAUGAAGAGAGGAUCCACGUAUAUUAUGCACACGGCCAAGAUAACCCAAGCUUUGUUCGAAGAUGUUAUUGGUUGCUUGAUAAGAGUUUGGAGCACAUAGUCCUUGUUCAUUAUCGUGAAACACAAGAGUCUCAAGGUUCUCCUGUUACACCGGUGAAUUCAAAUUCGAGUUCUACUGCUGAUCCAACUACACCGUGGAUUCUAUCAGAAGACUUAGAUUCUGGAACCAACAGUGCUUAUACUAAUGGGCUCAAUGGGAAUUCAACCGUCGAAAGUCAUGAACAGAAGCUUCACGAGCUUAAUACACUUGAUUGGGAUGAUUUGGUGGCUUCUAAUGCUAAUACUCCCACUAUACAUAAUGGAGGCAAUGAACCGGCUUUCUAUCAACUAAAUCAAAGCUUACUAAAUGGAAGCUUUGGCAAUGUUCCUUCGUUUAGCAAUCCAACUCCGCCUGAGUCUGGGAUUAGUCAUGUUUCUUACAGUUUUCCAGAAAGUGUUAACCUUCAGAAUAAUCAUCCUCUGACUUUUGGCGGUGUUGAUUCCGUGGAGGACACUUUAGUCAAUGAAGGUUUGCAAAAUCAGAACAGCUUUGGAACGUGGAUGAACAAUGCCAUAACUGAUACAACAUGUUCCGUAGAGGCGUCGGCUCUUGAAUCAUCAAUUCCUUCAUCUGUUCAUGAUCCAUUUUCAUCCCUGCUGAUGGAUAAUAAUCAGCAAUCUUCUCUACCAGAUCAAGUAUUUCAUCUUACUGAGGUGGCUCCUGCAUGGGCUUCUUCCACUGAGAAAACAAAGGUCCUGGUAACUGGAUAUUUUCACAAUGAUUAUCGACAUCUUGCAAAGGCCAAUCUAGUGGGCAUCUGCGGCGAAACAAGUGUUCCUGUAGAAAUUGUUCAGGUUGGAGUUUACCGUUGCUGGGUAUCACCGCAAUCUCCUGGAUUUGUAAAUCUUUUUUUGAGCUUUGAUGGUCAUAAACCUAUCAGUCAAGUUGUUAAUUUUGAGUUUCGAACUCCUAUUUUGCACGAUCCUGCUGCUUCAAUGGAAGAGACAUACAACUGGAUUGAGUUUCGACUUCAGACGAGGCUUUCUAAUUUGCUUUUUACAACACCAAAGACCAUUGAUGUUUUCUCUAGUAAAGUUUCACCUACUGCACUGAAAGAGACUAAAAAGUUUGCCUCCAAAACAUUAUUUAUUUCCAAAAGUUUGAAACACUUUAUGAAGUCGUCUGACGCAAAUGCAAUUCCAUAUCCACAUGCAAAAAAUACCUUGUUUGAAAUUGCGUUGAAAAACAAACUAAGAGAAUGGCUUUUGGAACGAAUUGUCUUAGGAUCCAAGGUUACUGAGUAUGAUGCACAAGGCCAAGGUGUACUUCAUUUGUGUACACUUUUGGGAUAUACUUGGGCUAUUGCUUUGUUUUCAUGGGCAGGCCUGUCGCUUGAUUUCCGUGACAAAUUUGGAUGGACAGCUCUUCAUUGGGCAGCAUAUAAUGGAAUGGAGAAAAUGGUUGCAACUCUGCUGUCUAGUGGGGCAAAGCCCAAUUUGGUCACAGAUCCAACUCCACAAAAUCCUGGUGGCUGUACUGCUGCUGAUCUUGCUUAUAUGAGGGGCUAUGAUGGUUUAGCGGCUUAUCUUUCUGAAAAGGGUCUGGUUGAGCAGUUCAAUGACAUGAGCUUAGCUGGAAAUAUCAGUGGUUCACUCGAUACCUCGACAAAUGAUCCAGUAAAUCCUGAGAACCUUACCGAGGACCAGAUGCACCUAAAGGAUACAUUGGCAGCUUACCGAACAACAGCUGAGGCAGCAGCACGCAUACAAGCUGCGUUUAGAGAGCACUCGCUGAAAUUGCGAUAUCAGUCGGUUCAAUUUCUUAGCCCAGAGGAGGAAGCGCGCCAAAUAGUAGCAGCAAUGAAGAUUCAACAUGCCUUUCGCAACUUUGAGACAAGAAAAGCGAUGGCAGCCGCUGCUCGGAUCCAGUAUAAAUUCCGUUCAUGGAAGCUGCGUAGAGAGUUUCUCAACAUGCGACGUCAGGCUAUUAAAAUUCAAGCUGCAUUUAGGGGAUUUCAAAUGCGUAGGGAUUACCGUAAGAUUCUAUGGUCGGUUGGAAUUCUUGAGAAAGUAAUCCUGCGUUGGCGUUUAAAGAGAAAAGGUUUCCGCGGGCUUGAGGUGAAUCCCGAUGAAGACAUGAAAGAUGAGAAGCAGGAAAGCGAUGUAGAGGAGGAUUUCUUUAAGACCGGUAGGAAACAAGCAGAGGAACGUGUUGAGAGAUCCGUGGUACGCGUACAAGCCAUGUUCCGUUCUAAGAAAGCGCAACAAGAGUAUAGCAGGAUGAAGAUGGCACAUAGUCAAGCAAAGUUGGAACUUGAAUUAGAAGAACUCAUCAAUUCUGAUGUGGACAUGUCAACACCAAAGACAUCAUAGGUUCCUAUGAAAGGUUUAUGUUUGUAAGAUGCAUCCAACUCCUUUAGACUUGUGUCAUGUAACAAACUAGUGACUUUUUUUGUUUGUUUUUUGUAUAGCAUGUAGAUCUUGUAAAUUCCAUAGUCUGUAAAUUGUACUCAUGAUGACCCUUUCAAAUUGCUUUAAUAUCUUGAAAUGGGUCAUCUUUGAAACUUUCAUGCUUAAUUAAGAUGUUAGGUGGAUGCUUCUAAUGCAACAUGGAGUGUGUAACUUAAAUGAUGAUAAGGCCUUUGAUGUAAUUAUUAGACAUAAUUGUUGUUAGAACUGUUAUGUAUUAAUAAAGUUUCAACUAUUUAAUGAGUGAUUAAUAUCUCUCCA